Molecule: messenger RNA, 2239 nt
Organism: Lycium barbarum (goji berry)
Lineage: Eukaryota; Viridiplantae; Streptophyta; Magnoliopsida; Solanales; Solanaceae
Product: BTB/POZ domain-containing protein At3g22104
Exons: 3
Coding region: 493-2118 (541 amino acids)
Molecular function (GO): protein binding
Source: RefSeq, a predicted model, not a curated record
UUAGCCAGAAAUUGCAUAUGCUUAUCAAAAAUUGACUCAUAUAUUGACAGGAAUGUCAGAUACAGAUUAGUGGGCAGUCAACAACUCUGUUUGUCUUAACAUACAAGCAUUUUCCUUUACUAUACUGGAUUUCUGAUUUCUCUUUGUUUUAUCCACAUUUUUAUAUGCAUUAUAUAUCUGUUAUUUUCUUUGUCCUUGAGACACACCCUAUCUUUGCUUCACCCAUACUCUUGUCUAUCUAAGCUUAUUAUUCUCAGUUGGAAACUACAUAGCUUUUAAACCAAUUGACUAAGUAUUAUUUUUUGCUUUUAAGAUACCAAGAACAUAACAUUUUUCUGUUUGUCUUCAUGCUUAUUUCAGAAUAAGUUCUUGUUUUCUUCUCAAAUCUAUGUUGGUUUCUCCCAAGAUCAGUUCUUUACUAGUUUUAAGUACUUUUAUUUGAAGUAAAUUCCAAAAGGGACUCUUAAUUUGAGGUUUUUAGUUUUGGCUCUAAUGGAUGUUUCUUGUGAUCUUGAAGUGGAUGUCAAUGGUGAAGAAGUCUUUAUGGUAGAUAAGAAAGUUAUCUGUUCCUAUGCAGGAAGAAUAAACAAAUUGUUUGGCAAAUCGAAACGAGGGACGAGAUAUCUAAAGGUGAUAUUUCAUGACUUCCCUGGUGGAGCUGAGAGUUUUGAGCUCAUUACAAGAUUCUGUUACAACAAAGGGAAGAUUCAUGAGAUAAAUCCCAUUAAUGUUUCAACUCUAUAUUGUGCUGCCUCUUAUAUGGAAAUGGAGAAAUCUGUAUCCGGGAACCAAAAUCUAUUCGAGCUAACCAAGAAAUCACUCGAAGAUAUACGGUAUUGGACUUGGUCAGAACUUCUUGAUGCCCUAAAACUGUGUCAAAAUUUGAUGCCCGUGGCAAGCUCUUCGGGUUUAAUUGAUAAAUACUUGGAUUCUCUUAUCGGGCGGGUUGCAUCUUCGUGUGAAACGAGCCCUUGUCCGUCAACUUCUUCUGCUGACAGCUCUGGAUUACGGUUGUCUUGUGACUCAAAGAGUACAGAGAGCUUGAGAAAUAGCGUAUUUCGGGCAACAUGGUGGUUUGAGGAUCUUGCUGCUUUUGAGCCCUUCUUGAUCGAAAUUUUGGUAAAGCAAAUGGUAUCCAAAAACCUUGACCAUGGGAUUCUUAGUAAGUUCCUGUUCUAUUACCAAAAAUCAAGAUUUGCAGCUGUCAAAUCGAUGGAUGAGAAAUGCAAGACCAUGGAGACAGUUAUUGAGAUGCUUUAUUUACUAGAUUUAAGCUGCAUGCCCUUCAAAACAUUAUUUGGAUUGCUUCGAAUUACUCUGAAUUUAAAGAUAAGCAAGUGCUCCAGGAACAAGUUAGAGAGCAUGAUUGGCUCCCAGUUGGAUCAAGCGAAUUUGGAUAACCUGCUGCUCACGUCACCUGUUGGAUCGAGCUAUUUAUAUGACGUGAAUUUAGUUCUUCGGUUAUUGAAAUCAUUCAUCAGCAAAGGGGCAUGUUGUGUUCCAUUAACUCGAUUGAGGAAAGUUGCUAGCUUGAUGGACUUGUAUAUAGCAGAAGUAGCUCCUGAUCCAUGUCUAAAACCUUCCAAGUUCCUUGGCCUGGUCAAGUCGCUGCCCGAGUCUGCUAGGGACUCAUAUGAUGCAAUCUACCAUGCUACUGUUAUGUUUCUUGAGGUCCAUUCGGGGAUAUCUGAAGAGGAAAAGUUGAAAGUAUGUAGUGGAUUGAACUAUGAGAAGUUGUCAUCAGAGGCUUGUAGCCACCUUGCUCAGAACAAAAAAUUCCCUUCAAAAUCUGCUGGACAAGCUCUCAUUUCUCAGCAAGUGAAGCUGAAGAGCCUGCUUCAAGAAACCAAUCAAUCCAGCCCUUACCUCGAUUCGCCUUGUAGUUUCAUGGAAACUGAAAAUAUGAGCACGGAAGAUCAGCAGAUUGUGCUAUACGCGGGAAAGCUGGAUCUUUCAACCGAGAAUGAGAAGCUCAAAGAACAUUUACAAGGUAUGCAAUGGAGAGUGCUAGAGUUGGAGAAAGUUUGCAGGAAAAUGCAAAAUCAGAUGGCAAAGAUGUUGAAAUCAAGAGUAUCAAGUCAAAACAAUGCUAGAUCUUUACCUAGACUAUGUUCUUGAAUCAUUUUUGUUUACUUUAUUAAUAUUAUUUACUUAUUUUUUGAAUGUGCAUGUAAAUAGAAAAUGAAAAAUUAGUGCUUUGUUUGAAUAGCAAGGAGUACUACUACUACUUUUACCCCAC